This is a messenger RNA of Ogataea parapolymorpha DL-1, 852 nucleotides long. RefSeq lists its product as uncharacterized. The transcript is spliced from 2 exons. The record is from RefSeq and is a predicted model, not a curated record. NCBI's taxonomy places the organism in Eukaryota, Fungi, Ascomycota, Pichiomycetes, Pichiales, Pichiaceae. Bases 1 to 852 code for a protein of 283 amino acids.
AUGGAGCCUCUGCAACUAGCACCAGAGCCGCUUCAGAAUGCUCUAGAGCAAAUUCUAGUUGACCAGGACUAUAAGGAGGAGAAUCAGAGCAUCCCAUGGCCAGAAGUGGUCCCUUUGAUUGGGGCUCUUAUAAAAGCCGUGGUAGUCGAGAUAUACCAUGCAGAUGUCUCCUACGUGGCGCGCACUCCCUUUGACUCUAUUGGUGAGUCAAUUGAGAAGUUUAUUGCUCGCUUGGAGUGUAGACUAGAGACAAACUUUCCUACUUCUCCGCCUUUCACCAUUUACCAUCUCACCGAAACACUACUUCUGAAAUCACCGGGAUUCGAGCCAACGCGAGGCUUGAAGACGCGACUUCAUGAGUUCAAAACAACCAUUCGUAACACAGUGACCAAUGACGAAACAGUCAUUGAAGCAGACAACAAUUAUUAUCAAUCUGGAAACGGGUCGACAGAAACACACGAAAACGAGGUAAGUGCAUUGAAAUAUCUGAGAGCUUUGGAGCGUAGCAUACUUGUGCAAACAUCCAUCGAGGAGAUCAAUCAGCAUCUAGCAGAGUAUGGUUCUAGGAACACUACGGACUCAAAUGGUGAGGUGCCUCCUGAGGAAUCGAGUUCGAUCCAAAUGAGUCCAAUCGGCUGGAUUGAUGAAAUGCGCGCUUUGGCAGCACAGGACGCGACUACGGAGGCAUCUCCCAAACGGUUAGGUUCAGAGCCAGAGGACGACAGACUUGUAAAACGGACCAAGAACGAGCGCGACCAAGAAGAUGAGAAAACUAAUGCAGAGACGGGAAAGCAAAAAGAAGACUCGGAGGGCGAGUCCGACAUUUCGACUGGAGAUAUGAGUGUGGAUUAG